AUGGACAUGAACUCUGGUUUCUCUGGUGUGCCCGCCAACAACGGUGCCCCCUCUGGCCCUAUGGCCUACUCUAACGGCACUCCUCCCGCCCCUGAUAUGGGCGGUGUUGCCCCUCCCCCUGGAUCUGGCCCUGACUCCCCCAAGACCACCCUUUGGAUGGGUGAGCUUGAACCUUGGAUGGAUGAGAACUUCAUCAAGGGCGUCUUCUUGUCUUCGGCUCAUGAAAAUGUGAACGUUAAGGUCAUCCGCGACAAGAAUUCUGGUAACGCCGGCUACUGCUUCGUCGAGUUCCAGAGCCCUGAGGCUGCUACCAAGGCCCUUAGCAUGAACGGCUCGGCAGUCCCUAACAGUACUCGCUCCUUCAAACUCAACUGGGCCUCUGGAGGUGGCCUGGUCGACCGACGGGAUGAUCGCGGCCCCGAGUACAGCAUUUUCGUGGGUGACCUUGGCCCUGAAGUCAACGAGUACGUCCUGGUUUCUCUUUUCCAGGCUCGUUUCCCCUCGUGCAAGUCUGCCAAGAUCAUGACCGAUGCUAUGAGCGGUCAGAGCCGCGGCUACGGCUUCGUUCGUUUCUCCGACGAGAACGACCAGCAGCGCGCUCUCGUUGAGAUGCAGGGAGUCUACUGCGGUAACCGACCCAUGCGAAUCUCUACUGCUACCCCCAAGAACCGUGGCAACCACGGUUUCGGUGGCCAGGGACACCAGCAUGGCGGCCCUAUGAUGCCUGGCAUGCCCCAGCAGCAAAUGUGGAACAAUGGUGGUAUGCAAGGUUUCCCUUACGGAGGCUUCAACCCUGCUACCCAGAUGAACCAGUUCACUGACCCCAACAACACCACCGUCUUUGUCGGUGGUCUUUCCGGAUACGUCACCGAGGACGAGCUUCGAUCAUUCUUCCAGGGCUUCGGCGAAAUCACCUAUGUCAAGAUACCACCUGGCAAGGGCUGCGGUUUUGUCCAGUUCGUCCACCGCCACGCUGCCGAGAUGGCCAUCAACCAGAUGCAGGGCUACCCUAUCGGCAACUCCCGCGUCCGCCUCAGCUGGGGUCGAUCUCAGAACAACUCUGGUGUUGGCACUCCCUACCGCCCUGCUCCUCCCCCUCCUCACUACAUGGGCAUGCCCAGCCAUGGCGGACCUGGCAACUACGGCCCUCAGCACUUUGGCGGUCCUGCUCCCGGACCUCAGGGACCUCCUGGACCUCCCGGACCCGGCCCCAACGGCCCUCCUCAGGAGUAUUAA
This is a messenger RNA of Fusarium poae, 1236 nucleotides long. RefSeq lists its product as uncharacterized. The transcript is spliced from 4 exons. The record is from RefSeq and is a predicted model, not a curated record. Gene Ontology annotation, molecular function: mRNA binding. Gene Ontology annotation, biological process: mRNA splice site recognition. NCBI's taxonomy places the organism in Eukaryota, Fungi, Ascomycota, Sordariomycetes, Hypocreales, Nectriaceae. Bases 1 to 1236 code for a protein of 411 amino acids. Gene Ontology annotation, cellular component: cytosol.